CUCUAAAGGAACAGCAAUAAGAGUAUUUACAAAAACAUAAACCGACAUCCUUGUCCCAAACCCACCACAAUAAACAAAAACAAAUCGCGCAUCUUCUCCACCACGAACAUAGGAAGUGAGAUAUCAAGCACAGCUUGAAAAAGCCCAAAAAAUGGAGCUGCGGGGAAUCGAACCCCGGACCUCUCCCAUGCUAAGGGAAUAUUAUACCACUAAACCACAGCCCCAAUUUGUUGAAAAUUGAAUGAAGAGUAUGUAUCAUGUCGUUAAAAUUAUGCCAAAAGAUCUUUGCGUGGAUCUGGCAUCUAACCGCCCAACCAUGCUUCGGCUCGGAUCCCACUUGCAAGGGCACCGGCAGAGAGACCCGAUUUCCGCCGUGUCUGGAAAUCCCCGGCCACUCCCGCUACUGCAGUGGAAUUAAUUGUGUCCCUGUCCCUGUCCCUGUCCCUGUCCCAGGCUCUGCAGCCGCAGCGCCGAAAACUUCACCAUCACCGAAAAAGGCUAUCCUCAUGAUCGACAGCACAGCAUCCCAGCCUGCAUAUCUGAUUAGUGAUUGUUUGAAUCGUCUAGCCCUUAGAAAUAGGAUCUCACGCGAGACUCCACACCGAGUUUUCGGCCAGUCCCUUUAGUCCAACCAAGAUCACCAUUCAAGCCGCCCAAUGGGGCUUAGCCACACCUGCAUAUCUCACCAACAUAAAGCCAACAUCUCCGUAGC
This is a messenger RNA of Aspergillus saccharolyticus JOP 1030-1, 712 nucleotides long. RefSeq lists its product as uncharacterized. The record is from RefSeq and is a predicted model, not a curated record. The coding region runs from base 258 to 626 and encodes 122 amino acids. The transcript has a single exon. Lineage: Eukaryota; Fungi; Ascomycota; Eurotiomycetes; Eurotiales; Aspergillaceae.